Molecule: messenger RNA, 693 nt
Organism: Erigeron canadensis
Lineage: Eukaryota; Viridiplantae; Streptophyta; Magnoliopsida; Asterales; Asteraceae
Product: serine/threonine-protein phosphatase 7 long form homolog
Exons: 1
Coding region: 1-693 (230 amino acids)
Biological process (GO): meristem maintenance; meristem development
Source: RefSeq, a predicted model, not a curated record
AUGGCCUCUAUCAAUGUUAGCUGUGUUCCAAGAAACCCAGAGUUGUUGUGGCUACAAGCUGCAGAUGAACAUCGGUCAUACAACAUCUCCCAUGACCGUUCCCUCACAGUAGAGCCACGUUGCAGAAGAGGUGAUGGAGGGCUUAACAGACUAAUGCAAGAUGGUGUGGCCGACGAGGUUGUACGUUAUAUCAGGAGUGUUGGGUUUUACGAACUCUUCCAGUCAUAUACAUGCCAACUUGAUCAUUCUUUGAUCAUCGCGUUGGCUGAGCGAUGGCGUCCUGAAACCAACACGUUUCACUUUCCUAUCGGUGAAGCGACUGUCACUUUGCAAGAUGUGCAGGUGAUAUGGGGUUUACCUAUACAGGGACCACCGGUGUGUAGUAAGUGGGUUACAGAGACCCGAAAUGUUGAGUAUUGGAAGAAUUUGUGUCAAGAGUAUCUGGGUAUUUACCCGGAAGAUGACGACUUGCGCAAAGGUCGGAUGAAGUUUAAUCGGUUGGCGGGUACGAUUACUUUUGAACAUUGGGACCCGAAUGAUGAGGAGCGUUGCCAACAAAUGGCUAGACGGGUUAUUCUAGCUCUUAUUAGUUCGCAGCUUUUUCCUGAUUCUAACAGCUAUGAUGUUAGUCUUAACUAUUUGCCGUUUCUGGGAGACCUGAGCAUUAUACUGAUUCUAACAGCUUUUUCCUGA